Molecule: messenger RNA, 4697 nt
Organism: Columba livia (rock pigeon)
Lineage: Eukaryota; Metazoa; Chordata; Aves; Columbiformes; Columbidae
Gene: TMEM26
Product: transmembrane protein 26
Exons: 6
Coding region: 237-1334 (365 amino acids)
Source: RefSeq, a predicted model, not a curated record
UGUGCCGAGCGCUACAAACCACUAUAGCCUGGAAGCGUGAGCUCUCCUUUUUUUUUUACCCUUUCAAAAGUUUUCAGGAAGUCUGGAGGAGGGGCGAUGCCGUUUCUUUUUUGUUAUAAUGGGCCCCUUUGUGGAGAUGGAAGAGGAGAGGAGCUCUGCGUGGCUGCGGUGCGCACACUGCCCAGGGCUCCGGGACGCGCCGGCCCCCGCGGUGCGGGCCGCGGGGAGGGGCCGGGAUGGAGCUGAUGGUGCUGCUCAACGCGCUGGUUACUCGCCUGCUCUUUGUGUUGCACUCUCUCAUCGGGGUCUGGAGAGUGACUGCGGCGAAGAAAGAACCCAAGUACUGGCUGCUGGCACUGCUCAAUCUUCUCCUGUGCCUGGAGACAGGGCUCACCCUCAAGUUUAAGCAAGGCAGAGGCUACAAAUGGUUUUCACCAGCAAUAUUUUUGUAUCUGAUUUGUACAGUACCAUCGCUAUGGCUACUAGAAAUUCAUCAUGGGACUCAGUACUGUGGUAAUGAGCCCGGAACAGUCCAGGUGAAUGUCAGCAACCAAGACUUCAAUCAAUCCAGAGACAGCAGUCAUGGAAGCGAGGGAACAGAUCACCACAUCAUUCAGACGGCUAAAGUCUUUGUGAAUCAGCUCUCUACGAUCUGUGAGACUGUAUGGACACUGGCUCUCCACCAGACUUUCCUACUGCUACUAGUGGUUGGCAGAUGGCUUCUCCCCAUUGGAGUUGAAAUUACUCGGGACCAAUUGUCUCAACUGCUUCUCAUGUUUGUGGGAACUGCAGCAGAUAUACUUGAAUUUGCUAGUGAAACCUUGGACAUUGAAGAUGUUCGGAAGAAUUAUGCUCUCAUAAAUGCAAUUCUUGCUGUAUGGACCUGGAGUAUGUUACAGUUUCCACUUGAUCUUGCAGUACAGCAUAUUGGCUGCAAACCAACAGCAUCAACCAGGCGGAUCCCCAACCUGCUGCUGUGCAGGUACAGCGCGGAACUGUGGAACAUUGGGGUCAGCCUCUUCAUACAGGAUGGUCCCUUCUUCAUUGUGCGGUCAAUCCUGAUGGGUCACUUCAGAAUAUUCAAUCAGAUGCUGGUGUUUUUUACAGCUAAGAAUAUCUUAGUUGUGACUCUACAAUUGUAUCGUUUGGCAGUGAUAAUAUUGGACUUUCGUGCUACCAUUCUGCAGAAGAGCAGGAAAGGAGAAGUCUGCUGUUGCCCAUGUGAGCCUUACAACGCGAGUACUCAUGCUACCACUGACCAAGAUACUGAAAUGAAAGACUUUGCUGCUUCUCCUUCAAAAGAGCAAUCCCAGGCUCCACCAGAAGAUCAGUGAGCACAGUUACUGACUUGAAAGAGGUUGCAUUUCCCACAGCUUCUUCAGAAGGGCUUAGCCUGUUUCUAUGAUCAAACACAGCCUGAGCGAGUGCCUAAGUCAUCUCUUCCACCAAGAGAUCAACAAUUUCUUCUAAAUUGUAGGAGAAAUUUCUGAAGCAAAACCAUAGAAAUAGGACAUUUUUGUAUCACUUUGUAUGCUGGGUUUUUACUAAUUCCCUAUUAUAUUAUCCACAGGGAUUUUGUAGCCAUAGUUUGUAGUAGCAAGAAAGUUUUGGCACACUAACAAAGUUGGUUCUUACGUUAGCACAGUGCCACCAAAGGUAUCUACUUGCAUGUAUUCAGACAGAAAGACAAGCCUAUCCACUAUGAGAAGGACAGAAGCAUUUAGCUCUACUAUAACCCAACUUCAGUGGUCAGGCUGUAAGUAGAGUGUGAUGAGCAAUAUGUUCACGGUGUAUGUGAGCAUAUUCAGCAGCAACACUGUGCAGACAGGCAAGUGAAGGCAGAUGACAGAUUUCUACUGUUACUGUGACAUGGAAAUUUAAGAAAGUUUUGUCCAACUAUUACCUCAGCCUUGGCUGGAUUCAGUUAAAAACUAUGCAACAUCGUGAAACAGCACAAACAAAACUGCAUGGUCUGAGUAGCCUAAAUCUUACCAAUAAGUAAAAAAGAAAAAGGCAGGCCCACAGAUGCAUUUGUCCCAGACAUUUUCUACAGAGGUGCUUGCCUUUCUAUAUCUAUGAAGUUACAUAACAACAAAAAAAGCCACCAAAAUAUUUAUAAAGACUUUUUUUCUGGUUUCACUAUACUUGAAGUUGAGACAGGAGUUUUAAAAUGUCUCUAUUUUAUAUGAUUUUAAAAGUAGCCUGACUCAGGCAUGCAAUCUAAUUAGCAAGAAAAUGGCACUGCUCAAGCUUGAUGAGACAAUCUAGACAGAAGGAUUUGGGCUUGUGCUUUACACUUUAUGAAGCACCACAAGAUCCCAUGAAAUAAUGUGAAAGAUUGUCCAGUCUGUUGAGCGUCAAGAUCAAUUUUUAACAAACAGCUAAUAAUUAUUCAUUUACUAUUUUGAUGUUUGGAGUGAACAACACAGGGUGUGAUUAAUUUCUCCCAAGAACACACUUUUUAUCAGUGUAAAGCCAUUGACUUGACUGGUCUUAGCUAAUAGAAGCUGAAAGUUAAGUGAUUUUUAAAAUUCUGCCUAAAAUCAUAUUCUCACAGAAAAUGGCUGGUGCUUUUACAAAUUUACAAAUGCUUUUACAUUCAUUCUAAAAGAGUAGAGAAAAGCAUAUUACAAAUGUCUAGCAAAUAUGAAGUGACCUAAUUAAGGUAACAUCUCAUUAAAAAUUCACAAUUAAACCUUAUUUUCGGAAGCCUCCACUAUCUAAAAAGAGAAUGUGGUUUGAAGAAUAGAAGUGUUUCUACCCCCACUGCAGCAAUCAUAUGCUUGUUUAUCUAUAGCCUGAUAAGCAAUGAUGUCUUUAAUCUUCAAAAUAUUUAAAAAUUCCAACCCCCAACCAUGUGAACUUGUGGUGAGCUGGUACUGUUCUAUGCAGAAUCAAGUCCUUCCAUUAUGAAAGAAGAAAAUGUGUAGCCAUAAAGAAGUCUCAUAUACCUUAUAGCCCUUUCUAACAUUUAUACUUUAGUAAUCAUGUGCAACACCCCCUGCUCCUUAUUUUGUGCCUUUUUCCAGUAGAAAUUAAAAGCCAGUCAUCAUUCAGCAUGGCAUUGUGUGGCAGACAUAUGGAGAAUGGAGUGCAACUUAAUUUGGGAUUUUAAUUCAAGUCUAGAAGUAAAAAAGCUAGAGUGCUGCUGCUGACCAGCUGUGCUGUCUAAAACCUUUCCCACAAGGGUGAAUUUAGAAUCAGUUGGUAGAACUGUAACACAUCUCUUCCUUGUUGAUGCAAGGCAGGACUACUCACAUUCAUUUUGAGUUUACCACUUGCUGAUAGAGUAAUUAUCCUGUUAAAAGGAUCCUUGCUAAUUAAUUUGGAGGGUACUGAGCUUGCUAGAAUAUCAUUCUAAAUUCAUCAGCACAAAAAUUGCAGGAUGUACUUUUUUAAACUUGCUGUCUAUUUAAAGGGCUUAUUUCAGCAACAAACUGCCUACGAGGCUCAGCCCACAGCAAAUGCAAGAUCCCCUGAGGUCAGUGAUACAGAGACUAGUUACAGCAGGAAUAGUUUACAAAGAACUGUAUUUCCUGGCCUUCAGGCUGUUCCAUUUUAAACAGCAGUAAAGCUUCUAAUCAGAUUUACUGUGAGGAGAACUCACUCCAGUGCUAGGUUUCCACUACUAGAUCCCAUCCCCAUCCACUCACAGACAAAACAGGCUAGAUCCUCCCUCACGCUUAUGAAGGAAUAGAUUUGGAUUUCCCUUUUCGUCCCUGCUACCAGGGAGGACAAAAACCAGAUUGCUUAAAAACGAAAGAAGACCCAAAGAAAAAAGCGCAUAAAUGGUGGGUAGUUUGUCUCCCCGCCUGUGUGCAGAGGGGAUCACACAUGCCAGGUAGCAGCAGGAAUGAUGUGCAGUUCCCUCUACUUCAUUGAGAAGCCUGGAAAUAGCAAUUAAGUCUAGUAGCUUGUAUGUUCCGUCACAGUAGCACAUCGCAGUUGCAAGCCCUCCUCACCUUGCAAGGGCAGGCUGCAGCCCAGGUUUCCCGCAGGCUGUGGGAGUCAGCAGGAUGUGCAGCUGGCUGUGGGGACACACUGCGUCACCCUGCAGGUUCCACAGCUUUGCGCUAGGUAGAGGUAGAACACAUUUUCUCGAAGGUCUGCCAGCAUCUGUGAUGUAUCUAAAGAACGAGAGUUUUCAUGUUUGCUAUUCAGGAAAAGCUGCAAUCUGUGAAAUAUCUAAAGAGCAACUGAUGUCAUGCUUGCUAUUCAGGAAAAGCUGCAAUAACUUUCAAAGGGGGAAAAUUCCAGCCUUCAAAAUGGAAGGAUUUCAGAACAUUUAUUUUAACCAUUAUUUACUCAAGUCAGGAGAAUUACAUUACUAUAUCUCUUCUGCAAAUAGUUAUCUAGCCAUUUACUAUUAUUUAUUCUGGUUGUUCCUGCCUUGUCCUUUUAGAUUAUUCUAUAUUAAGCCUCACUAAAAUGUUUUACUACUUGUCUCUUCCUGAGCUAAAAUGUAUUCCUCCUUUGCUUUGGACAUUGGAUCAAAUAAGAUCAUAGCCCUAAGCCUAAAAAAGAAAAACCAAACCCAACCAUUAUUUUAUUGCAUUUCUGUUGGUAUUUGUACUGUACUGUAUUCUCUGGGACCAAGUGGAAAUGGAAGAAAAUGUGCAAUUACUUUUAAAAAAUUCCAAUUGUAUUUGCAAAUAAAAGGCAGUUACCUCCGGCAUAGCUGCCAAUUUAUUAUGUGA